Melanotaenia boesemani (Boeseman's rainbowfish) is the source of this 3891-nucleotide messenger RNA. RefSeq names its product fucosyltransferase 8b (alpha (1,6) fucosyltransferase) (gene fut8b). The coding region runs from base 679 to 2430 and encodes 583 amino acids. Gene Ontology annotation, cellular component: Golgi cisterna membrane. Gene Ontology annotation, molecular function: glycoprotein 6-alpha-L-fucosyltransferase activity; protein binding. Gene Ontology annotation, biological process: protein N-linked glycosylation. Lineage: Eukaryota; Metazoa; Chordata; Actinopteri; Atheriniformes; Melanotaeniidae. The record is from RefSeq and is a predicted model, not a curated record. The transcript has 11 exons.
UUGACACCGGCCAUUCAGUAGGUCCCUACAGAGCAGGGUGGACUGCCGUAUUCAGACAAGCAAGCUCCUUCAGUUCCUGUUUCCGCUGCAGCCUUUCUCCUCCGUUUUCCGGAGCAACAAAUCUCGGUUGCAUCUGCGUCAAGACCGCAGCCGCUGUUGGAUGCCUCUGAAAGCCGGCUUGUCACAUCAAGAGUAGCGGGCACAUCAGCAGCUGCCAGUGUGUUGCCUCAUCGCUGCUGCCAGUAUCAAGAAUUGCUUUGCAGUAAUCACCACAGUCAGGCGAUGCAACUUCAAUAACAGAUUCCUGUGGGAAAGGAAAGACACGGCGCAGUGUUGGAUAAGCUUGUCAGCACGGAGUUGGGUGGAGGGUGAAAACACCAAUCAGACCGCCAAAAAGCUACUGAGUGUGCUAGCCAUGCUUUAGCACACAGAAAAGACAGGCUGAUCACUGGAGUAGCACCUUUUGCCUUUUUGUAAACACUCCUGAGUCACAAAACGCACAACAUCUCCAUCUCAUCUGUCAUUAACCAUCCUUGCAAAGAUGCCAGUACCACGGUUAGCACUGUGGCAUUUGUGGUGACGGGGCAGAGUGCGUGUGCGCAUCCGGCAGGCAGGCCGGUGGGCCGGUGGGCGUACAAGCACACCCACAAGGCUUUUUUGGGUGGGCGUGGUUGAACCAUGCGGCCUUGGGCGGGUUCAUGGCGUUGGAUUACCCUUGUGCUGUUGGCCUGGGGCACACUCCUCUUCUACAUUGGCGGUCACUUGGUGAGAGACAGUGAGCAUCCGGAGCGGUCCAGUCGGGAGCUCUCCAAGAUCCUGGCCAAGCUGGAGCGGCUCAAGCAACAGAAUGAAGACCUGCGGCGCAUGGCCGAAUCUCUCAGGAUACCAGAGGGCCAGGCAGAAGCUGGAUCUUUGGCAGUAGGAAGGCUACGCUCCCUGGAGGACCAGCUAACCAGAGCCAAACAGAAGAUCCACAGCUUCCAGAAACUCACCGGAGAUGGCCCCGGGCCCACUCAGGAGGAGCUGCGGAGGAAGGUGGAGAAUGGCGUUAAGGAGUUUUGGUAUUUUGUGCGCAGCGAGGUGAAGAAAUUAGCUAAUGUGGAGCCCAGCGAGAGGCAGAAGUAUGCUGACACACUCCUGCAGGACCUGGGACACCAGGAAAGGUCCAUCAUGACAGACUUGUACUACCUCAGUCAGGCGGAUGGAGUUGGUGAAUGGAGAAUGAAGGAGGCUAAAGACCUGUCGGAUCUGGUCCAGAACAGAAUCACUUACCUACAGAACCCCCCAGACUGCAGUAAGGCAAGAAAGCUGGUGUGUAACAUCAAUAAGGGCUGUGGUUAUGGCUGCCAGCUUCACCAUGUCGUCUACUGCUUCAUGAUUGCUUACGGCACCCAGCGCACACUCAUCCUGGAGUCUCAUAACUGGCGUUACGCCCCUGGUGGCUGGGAGACCGUUUUUCUGCCCGUCAGCAACACCUGUACUGACCGCUCUGGAGCCUCCACCGGACACUGGUCAGGAGAGGCUCAUGAUAAGGACGUCCAAGUUGUGGAGUUGCCCAUAGUGGACAGUCUGCACCCUCGGCCACCCUACUUACCUUUGGCGAUCCCUGAGGACCUUGCCCCACGUCUGCAGCGUCUGCAUGGUGACCCAUCUGUCUGGUGGGUGUCCCAAUUUGUCAAGUACCUUGUCCGACCUCAGGCAUGGUUAGAGAAGGAGAUUCAGCAGAGCACUGCCAAGCUGGGCUUCAAACACCCCAUCAUUGGAGUCCAUGUGAGGAGGACGGAUAAAGUGGGGACCGAAGCGGCCUUCCACCCUAUAGAGGAGUACAUGCUGCAUGUGGAGGAGCAGUUCCAACUUCUAGCCAGACGAGUUCAUGUUGACAAGAAGAGAGUUUACUUGGCCACAGAUGAUCCCUCCCUGCUUCAAGAAGCUAAGACUAAGUAUCCAGACUACGAGUUCAUCAGUGAUAACUCCAUCUCGUGGUCUGCAGGCCUUCACAACCGCUACACUGAGAACUCACUGAGAGGAGUCAUCCUGGACAUCCACUUCCUGUCUCAGACUGACUUCUUGGUCUGCACCUUCUCCUCACAGGUCUGCCGUGUGGCCUAUGAGAUAAUGCAGAUGCUGCAUCCAGAUGCCUCCUCGUCCUUCUACUCCCUUGAUGACAUUUACUACUUUGGAGGUCAAAACGCCCACAACCAGAUCGCCAUCUACCCACACCAGCCGCGCAACAGUGAGGACAUCCCCCUGGAGCCUGGUGACGUUAUCGGUGUAGCCGGGAACCACUGGGAUGGAUAUUCCAAAGGCAUCAAUCGCAAACUGGGCCGCACCGGCCUCUACCCUUCCUACAAGGUCAAGGAGAAAAUCGAAACCGUGAAAUACCCAAUGUACCCCGAGGCAGACAAACUGCUUAAUGCUCAAAAUAACUAAAGAAGGAAAACAUAAGAAAAAAAACAAAAAAAACAAAAAAACAACAACAAAAAAAUAAUAAAUGAAACGAAAUGAGAGUGAGAGAGAGAGUGUGGAGAAACGUAUAGUCUCCGGUUCCAGGGAAGGAGGCUGCUUUUGUACAGAAGAUAGAGGCACACUCGGUGUGCUAAGCUGAGAAGAAAAGAAAAAGCCUGAACCCAGGGGUGAUAAGAAUGAGAAUGCACUGUGUGUGUUCAUGUGUAAGAGCAUCUGUGUGAGUGUGUGUGUGUGUGUGUGUUUGAAUAUGUGUGCGCACUUGUGUAAAUGCCCCUGCGUAUGUCAGGACAUGGAAGACUUCACCCUACCGCCGCCGUCCCCCCCUCCCUGCCUGACGUUGGGACGUCGGGUCUGUAGAGAUGUAGACACAAACAUUGAUUUUUAAAUAAAGCAAGAAAACAAUUAAAGUCUACACAACUGGCUGAGCUCCUGAGACAGCACUGGGACUACUUUAAGACUGCCGCCCCCUCCCUCCCCCUGGUGUGGGCUUCAAAUCAAUGACAAAGAAAAAAAAAAAAAAACUAAAGACAAACUGGCAAAAAGUGGUUAAUUUUUUAUUUAAUUCAUUCCAGUGGUUUAGAUUCUAAUCUUGCCUUUUUAUUUAGUCCUUUUUCUCAUAUAUUUUGUUUACUGAAUGUACUGUAUCCUCUUCUUGCCAUGCUCAAAAACUCUCCCUCAUCUUCUUCUCACUGUGCUUCCUCCAUCUUAUCUCUUCAUGUGCAAUUAAUUUUAUAAAACCAUAUUGUGCUUUUAUUAAGUGUUUUUUACAGUCUUAAUUUUGUAUGUAUGGGGCUCGUGCAUUGUAUACUGUAUAGCGUAUGUGUGAGUGUGUGUGUGUGAAAGAAAGAGGAUGUUUAUGUGUGUGAUCAGGUGUGCUUGUGUGUUUUAAGGGGCCAUGUCACUACCAGGUGCCUGGUUAUUGGUGAGCAGUGUGUUUUUAUGUCUUGCUUUCCCACUUGACUGAAGUGUUUGUGUGGGGACGGGGGGGAGGGGGCUGUCCUCUGCCCUGCAGCACUCGGAACAAAUGAUGAACUCCAGUCACUGUGCUGGUGACCAUUUGCAAACAAUGGUGAAGUUAUGUGGAGUACGGUGAACUCGUAGUGCGCACACACAGACACGAAAGCCGUCCUCAGUCUCACCAAAAGAAGCACUCUACUCUGAUAAUGUCCUUUUUUGGCAUCUUUUUUUGUCUCCUUUGUCCAUCAUUGUUUUUCUUUUCUUUUUUUUUACCUUGCUGUUUUAAAAUAAUUGAGAAAAUUAUGCUUUUUUUCUUUUAAAAAGAAAAAAAAAACUAUGUUCUAUCAGACUGAAUCUCCGCAUCAUGAAGGCUUUGUUUGUUUUUGUUUUUUUUUGUUUUUUUUUUGUAACUUAUGUUCUCGGGCAUUGUCUUUGAUAACCACAGAUCGAAUAAACUUGAGAAACCAA